UUGAAUCUUAAACCACUCAAAUCAAAUUCAUUUAGAACUCUUCGCAUGGAUUUAAAAGUCCCUUUGAUCUAUUUAUAGUACUAUCGUUUAUUCAUAUUCUACCAACUUGCAAACUUAUAUGAUGGGCUAUAUUUUACUGUCUAUUUCUUCAAUUAUUGUAUACUAGGAAAAACUCAAACUUGGGGCAGCAGAAAUAAAAAAUACACAAGGGCCAGAUGCUGUAGUUGACAAGAAUGCAUUGUAUUUGAAAAUUGUGCAACCGAAUCGGGGAAGGCUUAUGGGAGUGGGCUCUCUUGCCCCAGAGUUUUUGAGCACAGGAUCUUUGAACCCUAGAAAGUGUGUAUCUUCUGACCAAGACAUCAUUGAUAAACUUGUGAAAACGGUGGAGAAUUGCCAAGCAGAAGUGAAGCAAUUGCGAGAACAAAUAAAAGUGCAAGGGAAUAAUAUGUGGCCUUCACCUAUGAACCCAUACCCAUGGUAUGGGGGUGGUCAGCCUUCUUCUGGAAUCCCCCAACAGAUGCCUUGCAUGUUUUUCCAACAAGGACAACCUACUUUGUCUCAACAAAGCCAAUCUACCUUUCCUAAUCCCUUCACCGGUGUUCCACAGGCUUCUUUGUCCCAACCUCCACCUUACUAUCCUAUUCAGUUUGCAAAUCAUGUCAUGUCGGGGCAACCAUCUACUCAACCUGCAACUGUUCCAUUUGUUCCUCUUCAAAACACAACCAACUCCCAAGAAGACAAUAACGCUUUUAUCGAUAAUCUAUUGGCCAGUGGCUAGUGGAGGGAUCAAUAAUGACGAUGAAGGGCAUCAUUGAAGACUGAUUUGAAUAUGAACAAUUUCUUUUAAUGCCCAUGACAAUUUAUUUAUUUUGGAAUGCGUAUGAAGGAUGAUGUUUUAAAUUACAUGUUUUUGUUAAGUUCUAAUGCAUGACAAUUAUGAUAUUUUGGAUUGAAUAGUAUUGUGAGAAGGAUGUUCUGAAUGGUAUUAUGAAAAAUACGUUUGUUAAAAAUGUGUUUGUGAAUGCUAUUGUAGUAUUGUGAAAAGGAUGUUGUUUGUGAA
Cuscuta epithymum is the source of this 1060-nucleotide messenger RNA. Lineage: Eukaryota; Viridiplantae; Streptophyta; Magnoliopsida; Solanales; Convolvulaceae. The record is from the annotation of a GenBank genome assembly.